Messenger RNA from Humulus lupulus (European hop), 384 nucleotides. RefSeq lists its product as uncharacterized. The transcript has a single exon. NCBI's taxonomy places the organism in Eukaryota, Viridiplantae, Streptophyta, Magnoliopsida, Rosales, Cannabaceae. The record is from RefSeq and is a predicted model, not a curated record. Bases 1 to 384 code for a protein of 127 amino acids.
AUGGUGCAAGAAGGCAUUGUGUUGGGCCAUAGAAUUUCUAACAAGGGCAUAGAAGUAGAUGGAGUAAAGCUGGAAGUCAUUGAAAAAUUACCACCACCUACUACAGUCAAGGGGAUUAGAAGCUUUUUGGGGCACGCGGGAUUCUAUAGGAGGUUUAUAAAAGAUUUUUCAAAGAUUUACAAGCCCAUUUGUUCCUUACUUGAGAAAAAUCCAGCAUUUGAGUUCACCAAGGAGUGUCAAGAAGCAUUUGUGACUUUGAAAAAAGCUCUUAUCACCGCACCCAUCAUUGUAGCUCUGGAUUGGUCUCUUCCCUUUGAAUUGAUGUGCGAUGCUAGUGACUUUGUUGUGGGUGCUGUAAUGCCCGAAAUCCCUAAUGCAGUUUAA